AACCAAUCUACGUUCCAUUCCUCAUUGUUGGAUCAAUAUUUAUUGCCUUCAUUAUCGUGGGUUCGCUGGUAGCAGUUUAUUGUUGCACAUGUUUAAGACCUAAACAGCCGUCACAGCCAAUCCGAUUUUCCCUGCGGAGCUAUCAGACCGAGACUCUUCCCAUGAUCUUGGCCUCCACGAGCUUCAGGACCCCAUCCCGGCAGUCCAGCACCGCCACCAGUUCCAGUUCCACCAGCAGCUCUGUCCGCAGGUUCUCCUUCCCCCGGGCAGAGCCAGGCUGCCUUGUGCCGUCCUCACCUCCGCCCUACACGUCUGGCUGCUUCCAGACAGCCCACACCGUCCACCUGACCCAGCCAUCAGGAUUUCUGGUGUCUCCGCCGUACUUUGGGUAUCCUCUCCAGCCAGAGCCUGCCCUGGUUGGGAAGAACUGCUCUGAUUUUACUCAGAGCUGAAGGAACUCGUGAAGAAGUAAUGUAACCUUUGCAACCACAGGGGCUGCUGCUGUUGGGUGUCACACUGAUGUGCUCUGUGGCUGCAGAAGUCAGAACUGUUCCUGUGGGUGAGUUGCCCUUGAAAAGUGAGGGGUCUCACUUGCAUUUCCCAAACUUGGAUCACACUUACAAAGGAACUGUAAAACACUCCAAACAGUUGCUCUAAAACAGGACUGCUCUGCCUAAUUUGUGCAGAAUGUGUUCAGAGACAAGUAAAAGAACCAUGUUGGGAUGAAGGUACUCAGUGUUACAAAUGACAUUUUACCCUAAUGCAGUUAACUUAGUUAACAAACAGUGGCUGCUUUCCACUGAUAAUAAUCAGACUAGUUCUAUAAAGCAGCAAUAAGCCUGAGAAGUAAGACAGGAGUAAUACUUACUAAUGAGGAUCCUUGAAAACAUCUGUUUACCACUUCCAUGAGCAAUGAAAGUAAGAGGAAGAAUUUUUAUUAGAUAUUAAAAUGCAGAGGUUUUUUAAAAAAUACACAUAAUCUACCUGAACUUACACUGCAUAUUUGUAUUAGUAAAUUUUAACGAUGGUAGAUAAAACUAGCAGUAAUUAGGCUAGGAGAAGAUCAGACAGUCUCACAUAACCAAAUUAUCUAUGAGGAAAGCAGAAUGUAUUCAGCAAUAUCACCAAUAACUUCUCCACAUAAAACUCUAAAAAUAGCGGUCUACUAAAGCAUUCUUCAGAAGGAAGUAUUUAUUGUCAGCUUUUUGCUCAGCAAGUGUAAGUUGGACAAACUGAUCAUGAAGUUCUGUUUGUAAAAUUAGCCAUGUAUAAAAUGUAAAGACAAGUUUGUAAUUUAAAAUGUAUUUACACCAUUGACAUCACUAAUUAUUUAGUAGUAACACGCAAAAAAAAACCCAACCCAAUAAACUGUGUGGUUGAAAUGCUGUGUCAUCAGUAUGACUCUGUACAGGUAGUGUUUGUUGAAUUUGGUUGGUGUAACUCUUUUUGUACUUUUUUUCCUGUUAAAAUAGUUUAUUCUGCUUUUUAAAAUGAUUUACAACUUUAACUGCACCUGUUGUGCAGAUUUAAUAUAAUACAAAAUUCUGACCAUAUAGCAAACUACUAGAUUCGUUUGUAUUUUUUACAUGCAGCUGGAGUGAAAAAGUGUUGAAAACGACGCUGAUUAGUUGGGUAUUUUGGAUUAAACAUCCUGCUCUAGGAAUAAAUUCUGUUUGCCCUUCUACAUUCCUUCACCUAAGUAAACCAACAAACCAAAUGGAAGAAGAAAAAAAAGCAUCUAAACCAAAUACAUGCAGUAAGCAAAUGGAAAAUACACAAGUAAAAAAUGCAGUCAUUAAAGGGCUUCUCUGUAUACUUGUUUUUUGCGAAAAACUGAAGUCAUUUUGUGGGUCAGAAUCUACAAUAUCAGAGGCUGAGCUUUCCUAUUUUAUCAGCCUCCAACUCCCUGUGUGCAGGAUGUGUUGAAGUACAUUAUAGCUGACCUAUUUAACAAGUAGUUUAGAAAAGCUUCAUUGGUUCUUUCUCAAGAGUUGAAUACUUUUUUCAUAGCAAAUAUCUAGUGAUCAGUAGUUAUGACAAAAAUUUUUCAAAAUAACUAUUUUAAUAAGUUUUUAGCUGCACAAUUAACAUUAUAAUCCAGCAAACAUUACUGCUAGAAAUGCAAAAAGACAAGUUCUAUACAAUGACGUUUUAAGUAAUAGGUUCUAGCUUGAAUGCUGUAAUCAUUAAUUACAACCCAAAUUAUGAUACACAGAUGUGUAUAUGUUUUGCAAGACACUAAAAAUUAGAUUUUAAGUAUUCAGGAAAUGAAUCAAAAGUUAAAUUCUGGCCUGUAAUUUUAUUGUAGAAACAAUCUUCAAGAAAGAAAAAUUUUGCUUGCCUUUGGUAAGAUUGCACAGGACUCUCCACUGCAUAUUUUGAAUGGCUAUGGAUGGGACUGUUUGUCAAGUAACUUUUUUGAAAAAUCAUUGAAUAUUUUAAGAUGUAGCAGCUGUCUUGUUCAGAAGCAUACUGUGAGAUGUACUGAUUACUCCUGUAGACAGCAGAAACAGCAAACCAACUCAACUGUAUUUUUUUACAAAUUAUAGGUAAUCUCCCAUUAGAAGAAAUCUUUAUCUAGUAAACCAAGGCAACACAGACCCAUUCUGGAAGCAGAAACUUGAUCACUUUUAACUAAGAAGGGGCAAUUUAUGUACCUUUAAAGAGCAAUUAGUCAUCAGAGCCGCUGACACAGGUGGUGAGUGGCUGAAAUUGAGUGUUUUCAUGAAAGAAAGACUGUACACAGCAAAGCUGAGAGUUUGGCUCAGUCACUGCCCAUUACCAUUUGGGGCUGUACAGGCCAGGCUGCUUCAGUGUGAUGGUCUCAGAGGGCUCUGCAGUCAGUUAUUAAUGUUUUAACACGGGGACAGAUUUUUGCUACACUUGCAUGUGGCCUUAAAUGUUAAUGACAAUUCAACCUAAAGAGAGCUGUGCUGUUUGCCAUGUAGCAAGAAACUCAGCCUAGCAGGGAAGACCCAUCUGAGCCUCUUCCUUUCUUCCCCUGAUGCUGCAUAACGGGUUUGUCGUCAUAGAAUGGUUGAAGAACUUGACACACAGGAAUAAUUUCAUUGAACCAGACUUAGAUAAGUCUGUAAGUUUACAGAGUGCUAAGUACUUCACAGAUCAGUAGCCAGACUGCAACAAAUCCUGCAGAUGUAGCUCUUAGGGUGGGAAAGAUCAAUUGUAGUGAAAAUAGCUGUGCUGUGCUACCUGUAAAAUAGUUGAGGUGGGGAUUAUGCACCAUCUGCAAACAGACAAAGAAGAAAAUAAAAAUAAAAAAAAAUCUAUUCUUGUUCAUGUAGUUACAGUAGCAGUGACCCACAUAGCUGAAGGGACAUAGCUGAAGGGAGAGGAAAGGAGGUGGCCAGAAUAAAGCCCAUGGACAGAAACAAUGCUGCCUGUGCCAGUAGUUUCCAACCCAGAUGGAUUUGGUGUGCCGGCGAGAAUGCUGAAUUUCCUCCCUAAUGGAAAAAGCCUUUUGGCAUUAGAUACUCCUAUGAUUUAUAGGAACAGGAAAUUUUCCUAAAACUUGCAGACAGAACAGAAAUGACAUUGUGAUAGCACUUUAAUGACUAAUGAAAUGGUUUGAAGGGCUGGAUGUAUGCUUGAACUGAAGGCAAUUGCUUACUAUCAGAAGUAACAUUUACAGACAGUACUUGCUUUACUGCCAUGUUAACAAAGUAGAUUUAACUAUUUCUUUUGGAAUUCUGAAUUUAGUUCAUACUCCUUUUUUCUAGCACUACAACAAUCUAAAAUCAAAAUGAAAGAAUAUUCACACUCAUUAAAUUGAUUACUGUCAUUCACACACGAUGCCACAAAUGCUUUGAUUGCCAUUAACUGGUAAUGACUUAGAUGAAACUCAAGCCUUCUGUGGAUAAUGAGCAACAGUGGCAUGCCAUUUGUUUUGUUUCCACAAUUUGGGAUUCUGAAGUGUGUAUCUCCAAAAUGCAUCAAGACUUUCCAGUGCUAGGAAAAACAUUACAAGUAUUUGCAAGAAUGUCUGAAGGAUUCUGUUUGAAACUAGGUAAGCAGUACAGUAUGAGGCUAUGUAAACUCACGGAUUAUUUGUAACACUAAUCCCACUGGAAUAAAAAAACCUGACAAUUUAAAAGUAUUUUGUCAUUACUGCUCAGGUGCAGCUUGACACAAGGAUAUUAAGGAACAUUAAGGAGCAUUAACAAGUUGAAGUUGGUUUUCAGUGCUGUUUUGCUGCCUAUUGCAAUGUUCUGUCUGAACUUGAACUCCUCUGAACAAUGAGUCUGCUUUUGAGGGAGCCACUCAUAGCACAUAAAGUUUUUGACUCACAGUGACACCAAGGUUAUAAUUCCAUGGUAUCCUCUUUUCAUUAGCAGAGGCAGAAAAGGAAAUGCCUUUCUGUUCUUUUAUUCUUUCCCUCUAUGGCUUGUGUAAAAAUUCAGGAGGCUAUAGUGUGAACCAGGUAAGUGAAAUUAUUUUAGCUUGAAAAUAAUGUUUGCUGUAAGAAAGAAGGGAAAGGAUUUGAGAGGAAGCCUGGAUCAUUAUAAACUGGAUUACAAAAUGAAUAAUUUCAAUGGCCUCAUGACUGCCAGUAUAAGAGAGAUGUAAAAUAUUAUCAGGUGGAAUAUCCUUAAACCAGCUCUGCUACUAGAGACUGGAUCUUGUGAAACUAGCACUAUCUAAGAUGCAUGUAUUAUCAAACCUGCUUGGACAGAAUACAAAAUAAAUUAAUUGUCUAGUGCACAUAUAAAAAUUAGUCACCCAGCUACUACCAAAACUCAGUUAAGGUAGUAAAAUAUUGAUUUUUUUCAGUGGCGAGGUCUGUUAGAGGAAGAAAUAGCAGCUACUAUCAAAGCCAAAGCAUACAGUAUUUACCACUGUUGUCUGAAAAGGGAGGUGACGUUUCCUUAUUCCUACUCUUACCAUUCUUGUACUACAUACUUCUCUUUCAGAAUAGGGUAUCACCACCAGAGUAUGUUAAGGCUUGGCUGGAAGUCACUAAAUUGCAGACUCCUGUGCUCCUUAAAUUUUUUAAACUUUUCUAGACUUCACAUGAGAACUGAAAAGACAUCUCCAAAAAGGUGUUGAAAAAAAAAACCCAACCCCAACAAACCUUAAACCAAUUUAAUACUUUUUCAGUAUACCUUAAAAAAUGCAAGAACUUGAUAAUAUUUGUGAAAUAAUAUUUCUGGUAUGUCUCAUUUUAAAGUAUUCAAACCCUAGAAUGAUGAGAUAUGUUUUCCUCUGAAAGUAAUCCCUAACAUUUCCAACCAAUAAAGUCAACAAAGCUUCUUAAUUUAAUGGCAAAGUUUAUUCAUUUUUUAACAAUUAAAUGACAAAACAUUUAAAAUUUGCAGUUCAAAACAUGCACAUUCACCAAAUGCCAAAUGACAUUUAACACUGCAUAGAACUGAAUGUGUUACUGAAAGAACUAUUUAAAAAACACAGUGCAUUUAACAUCCAGUUAAAACUAAACCUGAGAAACUACCAUAAACACCAAGUCAAAAAAUCUUCAUUCAUGCAGCUUCAUAAUUUCCACAAAGUUUCAGCAGUAAUGGCUUAGUGGAGCUGUAAAACCUUACUUCAUCUUGAAUGCAAAUUUUGCUGUUUCAGACUGACCGCUUUCUGCAGCGGUUAAUACAUAUCAAACACUGAAAAUUGUUAUGAAAAAUUAUGUUGAAGUAGAAAAACAAUAUUAACGCAUUUAUGGCUUCUAUGCUACAUUAAAAAAACACCAUAAAAUAUGACUUUAAAAAAACCCCAACAAAACAAACUUGUUCUGGUCACAGCUUUGCAAUUACAAAUCACACUCUACAUGGAAAUACUUUUAUUUCAGUAUCAACCCUCAAAAGUGCCCAACUUUGCACAUCAUUGCUCAGAUGAGUAGUCCUUAUACUCACAAGCAGUCUGGUUGAACCCUAUAACAGUAGUGGUUUGCAUAAGCAGGAACCAGGUUUGGAAUGCUAAAAUAUUCCUUUGUUUAAUAAAGAUCUCUUGGUUAACAGCGAGGAAACUGGGGGAGCGAGGGCAGAGAGGGGGAAGGAGAAACUCAUUUGUGGAGUUUUGUAACCUGUGAAAACAGCCAGUACCAAGGAAGCUGAACUGACAAACUCAUUUGCUUACACAGCACUAGCUUCUCAAUAUAUUAUGAGCAGACUUUUAACGAAGGCAUUAAAAAACAGGGAUCAACAACCACCAUGCAUCGCCUCAGAACACUUAGAAAUAGUGCCUCAUGCAGACAGAAUGAUAAAUUUAUCAGAACUACAACUGCUUUUACACAAUACACAAGAAAAAAAGGGAAAAACUUUUCUCCUUAAAUUUAACACAUAUUCCAAAUUACUCAUCAUUCAAGAUGGGUUCAAAUGUCAUGAUACACAUGUUAAGACACUUAAUGCUCAUCUUUGUAACAAGGUGAAUUUUAUGGAUGCAUGUGGACAUAUAAGAAUCUUCAGCUAUCUCUUAGCGUUUCAAAAUAUUUUAUUUAUCAUUUUAUACAAAUAGAAUGAUGACUAAGUAUAAAUCUGUUGAAACUGCUUUGCAAAAAUAUGUGUAAAAUUAGGAAAUGGCAAGAAAAAA
Messenger RNA from Zonotrichia albicollis (white-throated sparrow), 6552 nucleotides. The record is from RefSeq and is a predicted model, not a curated record. Lineage: Eukaryota; Metazoa; Chordata; Aves; Passeriformes; Passerellidae.